Molecule: messenger RNA, 7650 nt
Organism: Fonsecaea erecta
Lineage: Eukaryota; Fungi; Ascomycota; Eurotiomycetes; Chaetothyriales; Herpotrichiellaceae
Product: pre-mRNA-processing-splicing factor 8
Exons: 3
Coding region: 1-7650 (2549 amino acids)
Biological process (GO): intein-mediated protein splicing; mRNA splicing, via spliceosome; spliceosomal tri-snRNP complex assembly
Cellular component (GO): catalytic step 2 spliceosome; U5 snRNP
Molecular function (GO): U6 snRNA binding; U2 snRNA binding; U5 snRNA binding
Source: RefSeq, a predicted model, not a curated record
AUGGCCUCAAUACCACCACCUCCUCCCCCGGGAUGGGGUGCUGGAGCGCCGCCUCCUCCUCCGCCUGGCAUGGCUCCCCCACCUCCAGGUUAUCGUCCCCCGGUCGACCCUCGAGUCGCAAAGUUUGCACAGAAAAAGAAAGAGUGGCUCCGGACGCAGCGCAAUCGCUAUGGCGAAAAGAGGAAGGGUGGUUUCGUGGAAACGCAAAAGGCCGACAUGCCGCCGGAGCAUCUGAGGAAGAUUGUCAAGGACAUUGGGGACGUCAGCCAAAAGAAGUUCAGCAGCGACAAAAGAAGUUAUCUAGGCGCGUUAAAGUACAUGCCGCACGCAGUGUUCAAGCUGCUGGAAAACAUGCCUAUGCCCUGGGAGAGUGCAAGGGAAGUCAAAGUGUUGUACCAUGUCAACGGGUGCCUGACACUCGUAAACGAGAUCCCGCGGGUCAUCGAGCCGGUCUUUCACGCGCAAUGGGCAACCAUGUGGGUUUCGAUGAGACGAGAAAAGAGCGACAGACGUCAUUUCAAGCGGAUGCGCUUCCCUCCUUUCGACGACGAAGAACCGCCGCUGUCUUGGUCGGAGAAUAUUGAAGACGUGGAGCCGCUGGAACCUAUUCAGAUGGAACUAGAUGAGAACGAGGAUGGCCCUGUGUACGAAUGGUUCUACGAACAUCGGCCCCUUCUGGACACGCCGCACGUUAACGGUCCAAGUUACAAAACGUGGAACUUGACGCUGCCGCAAAUGGCUACCCUGUACCGACUUUCUCACCAGCUGCUGAGCGACGUGGUGGACAAGAAUUAUUUCCACAUGUUCGAUCGUGAAAGCUUCUUCACCGCGAAGGCUCUAAACGUUGCCAUUCCCGGCGGACCGAGAUUUGAGCCUCUGUACAAGGAUAUUGACCCCAAUGACGAGGAUUUCGGCGAGUUCAACGCAAUCGAUCGAAUCAUCUUCCGCGCCCCGAUCCGGACCGAGUACAGAGUUGCAUUCCCAUAUUUGUACAACUCGCUGCCACGGAGUGUCAAACUUUCGUGGUAUUCCCACCCACAAGUUGUUUAUGUGAGAUCAGAGGAUCCCAACUUGCCAGCGUUUUAUUUUGAUCCCGUCAUCAACCCCAUCUCUUCGAGGUCGGUGGCGCCAAAGAAUAUCACUAUCAGCCAUGAGGACGAAAUCUUCGGUGAAGGCAAUAGUGAGGACGACGAAUUCGAGCUUCCAGGCAAUGUUGAGCCAUUCCUCGCGGACGAGGAACUGUACACCAGCGAGACAGCUUCUGCCAUCGCUUUAUGGUGGGCGCCUUUCCCAUUUGACCGGAGAUCCGGAAGAAUGGUUCGUGCCCAGGAUGUCCCUCUGGUCAAGCAGUGGUAUCUGGAGCACUGCCCGCCCGGCCAGCCAGUCAAAGUCCGAGUUUCUUACCAGAAACUAUUGAAGACCUAUGUUCUAAAUGAACUGCAUCGGAAGAAGCCCAAGGCACAAAAUAAACAAGAUCUUCUCAAGACGCUGAAAUCCACCAAGUUCUUCCAGCAAACGACCAUUGACUGGGUAGAGGCGGGUUUGCAGGUUUGCCGACAAGGAUUCAAUAUGCUAAACCUCCUUAUCCAUCGCAAGAACUUGACGUAUCUACAUUUGGAUUACAACUUCAAUCUUAAACCUGUCAAGACGUUGACGACGAAAGAACGCAAGAAGUCGAGAUUCGGCAAUGCAUUCCACUUGAUGCGUGAGAUCCUGAGACUCACCAAGCUCAUUGUCGAUGCUCAAGUCCAAUACAGACUUGGCAACAUCGAUGCAUUCCAACUGGCUGAUGGCAUCCUCUACGCUUUCAACCACGUCGGACAGUUGACGGGCAUGUACCGGUACAAAUACAAGCUCAUGCAUCAGAUCAGAUCGUGCAAAGACCUGAAGCACUUGAUUUAUUAUCGCUUCAACUCUGGACCAGUCGGAAAAGGGCCGGGUUGCGGCUUCUGGGCGCCGGCCUGGAGAGUGUGGCUCUUCUUCAUGCGCGGCAUUAUCCCUCUUCUUGAGAGAUGGCUUGGGAAUUUGUUAUCCAGACAAUUUGAAGGCCGUCACAGCAAGGGCGUGGCAAAGACGGUCACAAAGCAACGUGUUGAGUCUCAUUUCGACCUUGAACUUCGAGCAUCGGUCAUGGCAGACUUGAUGGAUAUGAUGCCUGAAGGUAUCAGGCAGAACAAAGUCAAUACCGUACUUCAGCAUCUCUCCGAAGCGUGGCGAUGCUGGAAGAGCAAUAUCCCUUGGAAAGUCCCGGGCCUACCAGCACCAAUCGAAAACAUCAUCUUGCGAUAUGUCAAAAGCAAGGCUGACUGGUGGAUCUCUGUGGCUCAUUAUAACCGAGAGCGCAUCAGGAGAGGCGCAACCGUCGACAAGACAGUGGCUAAGAAGAAUCUAGGUCGAUUGACGCGAUUGUGGUUGAAAGCUGAACAAGAAAGACAGCAUAAUUACAUGAAAGACGGUCCAUAUGUUUCCUCGGAGGAAGCUGUUGCCAUCUACACAACCACCGUCCACUGGCUUGAGUCGCGGAAGUUCUCACCUAUUCCCUUCCCCAGUGUGUCUUAUAAGCAUGACACGAAGAUUCUCAUCCUGGCCCUGGAAAGACUGAGGGAGGCAUACUCUGUAAAGGGCAGGUUGAAUCAGAGUCAGAGAGAAGAACUUGCCUUGAUCGAACAGGCUUACGAUUCGCCAGGGACUACCCUCGCUAGAAUCAAGCGUUUCUUGUUGACUCAACGGGCGUUCAAAGAAGUCGGCAUCGACAUGAACGACAAUUACAGCUCGAUCAACCCCGUAUACGAUGUUGAGCCAAUCGAGAAGAUCACAGAUGCAUACCUUGACCAAUAUCUCUGGUAUCAGGCUGACACCCGCCAUCUCUUCCCAUCGUGGGUCAAGCCUUCAGAUUCAGAGGUGCCUCCGCUUUUGGUUUACAAGUGGGCUCAGGGUAUCAACAAUCUGACAAAUGUUUGGGAAACUGCUGAUGGAGAAUGUAACGUCAUGAUCGAAACGCAGCUUUCCAAAGUGUACGAGAAGAUUGAUCUGACUUUGCUCAACCGGCUGCUUCGAUUGAUCAUGGAUCACAACUUGGCUGACUAUAUCACUUCCAAGAACAAUGUCCAGCUGAAUUACAAAGAUAUGAAUCAUACGAACAGCUACGGCAUGAUCAGGGGUCUUCAGUUCUCAGGCUUCGUUUUCCAAUAUUACGGGCUGGUCAUCGACCUGCUUCUCCUUGGCCUUCAACGAGCGAGUGAGCUCGCCGGACCGCCUCAGAGUCCGAACGACUUCUUGCAAUUCCGAGACAGAGAAACGGAGACUCGACAUCCUAUCAGGCUGUACACACGAUAUAUUGACAAGAUUUGGGUCUUCUUCAGAUUCACCGCAGAAGAGUCGAAGGACUUGAUCCAGCGCUUCUUGACCGAACAGCCAGAUCCAAACUUUGAGAACGUGAUUGGGUAUCGGAACAAGAAAUGCUGGCCUAGGGAUUCCCGAAUGAGGUUAAUGAGGCACGACGUCAACCUUGGCCGGGCCGUAUUCUGGGAUUUGAAGAACAGAUUACCUCGUUCAAUCACCACAAUCGAGUGGGAUGACACAUUCGCGAGUGUCUAUUCCCGGGACAAUCCCAACCUUUUAUUCUCAAUGUGCGGCUUCGAAGUCAGGAUCUUGCCCAAGAUCCGGAACCAGAAUGACGAAUUCCCCAUCAAAGACAGCGUUUGGGCUCUAGCCAACAAUGAAACUAAAGAGAGGACCGCCUACGCAUUCUUGCAGGUCACUGAAGAAGAUAUCCAGAAAUUCAAUAACCGCAUAAGGCAGAUCUUGAUGUCCUCCGGCUCCACAACAUUUACCAAGAUCGCAAACAAGUGGAACACAACGUUGAUUGCUCUGUUUACCUACUACCGAGAGGCCGCCGUGUCCACUGUCAACUUGCUGGACACCAUUGUCAAGUGCGAGACCAAAAUUCAAACCCGCGUGAAGAUUGGCUUGAACUCUAAGAUGCCUUCUCGCUUUCCCCCGGCUGUUUUCUAUACGCCGAAGGAGCUGGGUGGUCUCGGCAUGAUCUCAGGAUCUCAUAUCUUGAUCCCCACCAGUGACAAGCGAUGGUCCAAGCAAACCGAUACUGGUGUUACUCAUUAUCGAGCUGGUAUGUCUCACGACGAAGAAACCUUGAUUCCCAAUAUCUUCCGAUACAUUAUCCCUUGGGAGGCCGAAUUCAUCGACUCCCAACGAGUCUGGACAGAGUAUUCCCAGAAGCGGAUGGAAGCCAAUCAGCAGAAUCGAAGACUUACUCUCGAAGAUCUGGAGGACAGCUGGGACAGAGGUCUCCCGCGGAUCAAUACUCUCUUCCAGAAGGACCGGAGCACUCUGAGCUUCGACAAAGGCUUCAGAACCCGUACCGAAUUCAAGCAAUAUCAACUGAUGAAGAGCAAUCCUUUCUGGUGGACGAGUCAGAGGCACGAUGGGAAGCUCUGGAACCUGAACGCCUAUCGAACCGACGUCAUCCAAGCCCUGGGUGGUGUCGAGACAAUUUUGGAACACACCUUGUUCAAGGCAACAGCUUUCCCAUCCUGGGAGGGUCUCUUCUGGGAGAGAGCGUGUCUUGCCAAUGGCACUAUGCUGCUGCGCUAUGAUGGCUCCCAGGUCGCUGUCGAAGAGGUUGUGGAAGGAGAUCUCCUUCUGGGGCCUGAUGGUGGUCCUCGCCGCGCUUUCAACAUUGUCAACGGAACGGACCGUCUGUAUAGGAUCAAGAUCAGAUCGGAUGUGGAGGAUCUCGUUGUCACGCCUAACCACAUUUUAGUCCUAUACCAUGAGAAGAACAGCGGGAGCCAACACACCGGGUCCAGAAACUUUGAGGACUUCCGCCAGUCCAGCUCUGAUCUCGCCGAUACUGAUCGGCCUGGGAGUUUCGUCAAGACCGCUCGACGCUAUGAAACUGUCGAGCUUACAGCGGCAGAAUUCGCGGCUCUGAAGCCUACACAGAGGGCUCAAUAUAGGCUUUUCCGAUCACCUGGGUUUGCGCUGCCAAAGCACACUGUGGCAGUCGACCCAGAAGCGCACAGCUUUAUCGUUCAGGACAUUUUCCUCGAGUCAGAAUCCACAAAAUGGGCUGGUUUCCGAGUUGACAAAGAUCAACUCUAUCUUCGCCAUGAUUACCUCGUGCUUCACAACAGCGGUUUUGAAGAGUCGAUGAAAUUCAAGAAACUCACGAACGCUCAACGUUCCGGUUUGAAUCAAAUUCCCAACCGUCGCUUCACCCUGUGGUGGUCGCCCACUAUAAACAGAGCAAAUGUCUACGUUGGUUUCCAGGUGCAGCUCGAUUUGACCGGCAUUUUCCUUCAUGGCAAAAUUCCUACCUUGAAAAUUAGUUUGAUCCAAAUCUUCCGAGCCCACUUGUGGCAGAAAAUCCACGAAUCCGUGGUCAUGGACUUGUGUCAAGUUUUCGAUCAGGAACUGGAGCAAUUAGGCAUCGAGACGGUGCAGAAAGAGACGAUCCACCCUCGAAAAUCGUACAAAAUGAACAGCUCUUGCGCUGAUAUUCUCCUCCUGGCGAGUCACAAGUGGAACGUGACUCGACCUUCUCUUCUUUUCGACACGAAAGAUCAAAUCGAAGCCACGACAACUAAUAAAUUUUGGGUCGACGUCCAAUUGCGAUACGGUGAUUACGAUUCUCACGAUAUUGAACGCUACGUCCGAGCCAAAUACCUCGACUACACCACUGACAGCAUGAGCAUCUACCCUUCGGCGACUGGUCUGAUGGUUGGUAUUGACCUCGCGUACAAUCUCUAUUCUGCAUAUGGGCAAUACUUCCCUGGCCUGAAGGCGUUGGUCCAACAGGCUAUGGCCAAGAUUAUGAAAGCGAAUCCGGCGCUGUACGUGCUCCGCGAACGUAUCAGGAAGGGUCUGCAGCUAUACGCGUCCGAAAGCACUCAAGAGUUCUUGAAUUCUCAGAACUAUUCGGAGCUGUUCAGCAACCAGACUCAACUGUUCAUUGAUGACACCAAUGUUUAUCGUGUCACUAUCCACAAGACAUUUGAGGGUAAUCUGACGACGAAGCCUAUCAACGGUGCCGUUUUCGUGUUCAACCCGAAGACUGGACAGUUGUUCUUGAAAAUCAUCCACACCAGCGUGUGGGCUGGUCAAAAGCGUCUUGGACAAUUGGCUAAAUGGAAGACUGCCGAAGAAGUGGCCGCAUUGAUCAGAUCUCUGCCCGUCGAAGAACAGCCCAAGCAACUGAUUGUUACUCGGAAAGGUCUCCUCGAUCCCCUCGAAGUACACCUGUUGGACUUCCCGAAUGUUUCGAUUAGAGCUUCGGAGCUCCAGCUGCCGUUCCAGGCUGCGAUGAAGGUGGAAAAACUGGCCGACAUGAUUCUGCAAGCCAAGGAGCCACAGAUGGUUCUGUUCAACCUGUACGAUGACUGGUUGAAGUCGAUAUCGUCGUACACGGCGUUUUCCAGACUGAUUCUCAUUCUCCGUGCUUUGCAUGUGAACACGGACAAGACGAAGCUACUUCUCCGACCUGACAAGACCGUCAUUACUCAAGCACAUCACAUCUGGCCCACUCUUUCGGACGAAGACUGGAUCAAAGUCGAAGUUCAGCUGCGAGAUCUUAUCUUGAACGAUUACGGCAAGAAGAACAAUGUCAACGUCCAGUCCCUCACCAGCAGCGAAGUGCGAGACAUCAUUUUGGGUAUGGAAAUAUCGGCACCGUCGAUGCAGCGCCAACAAGCGGCCGAGAUUGAGAAGCAGCAACAAGAGCAGCAACAACUGACUGCGGUGACCACCAAGACGCAAAAUGUUCGGGGCGAGGAGAUCAUUGUGACGACGACAUCGCAAUACGAGCAACAGUCCUUCGCCUCCAAGACCGAAUGGCGGACACGGGCGAUUGCGACAUCGAACCUGAGGACGCGUGCCAACAAUAUCUACAUCUCGAGCGAUGACAUUCACGAAGUGGACGACUCGUACACGUAUGUGCUCCCGAAGAACAUACUCAAAAAAUUCAUCGCCAUCGCGGACCUGCGGGUGCAGGUGGCCGGAUAUCUGUACGGCUCGUCGCCGCCGGACAAUGAUCAGGUCAAGGAAAUCCGCACCAUCGUGAUGGUCCCGCAGGUUGGGUCCACACGAGAGGUACAAUUACCUCACCAACUUCCGCAACACGAGUAUCUCAAGACAAUGGAACCACUGGGAAUCAUUCAUACAGUCAGUGGUAAUGAGACGCCCUACAUGAGCGCAGCAGAUGUGACGAUGCAUUCACGGCUGAUGGCCCAACAUCCCAGUUGGGACAAAAAGACCAUCACCUUGACCGUGUCAUUCACACCGGGUUCGGUCUCGCUCAGCUCGUGGACACUGACCCCACAGGGAUACGCUUGGGGGGCCUCGAACAAGGACACACAGUCCGACAAUCCGGCGGGCUUUUCGACAUCGUUUGGCGUCAAAACCCAACUACUCCUGUCUGACAAGAUCCGGGGCUAUUUCCUGGUACCUGAGACGGACGUGUGGAACUACAGUUUCAUGGGGGCCCAGUUCUCGACGGUUGAGAAGCGGCCCGUGUACGUCAAGAUCGAUACGCCGCGACGAUUCUACGACGAUCUGCACCGGCCGGUGCAUUUCAGUAGCUUCAAUGAGUUGGAAGACAUUUGGGCUGAUCGGGAGGAUGCAUUUGCGUGA